Alternaria rosae is the source of this 807-nucleotide messenger RNA. RefSeq lists its product as uncharacterized. The coding region runs from base 1 to 807 and encodes 268 amino acids. Lineage: Eukaryota; Fungi; Ascomycota; Dothideomycetes; Pleosporales; Pleosporaceae. The record is from RefSeq and is a predicted model, not a curated record. The transcript has a single exon.
AUGCGCAGCCUCAUUGUCAUUGUGGCCAUUGUCUUCGCAACACGAAUCUCUGCAGCAUGUACCCGCGAAGCCCUCAAAGCUAUCACCGAUGAAUUCCUCACCGCCCAAACCGCAGGACAGCCCAUAUUCUCUUCCCUCUCUAGCACCGUCGCAUACACCGAAAAUCGCAAGAGUGUCGACAUCAAAACUGGCAUCCUCUCCAAACCCAUGAAAAUCGACCAUGCCCGAUCCCAACACGACACCACCAACUGCGCCGCCUUCAGCGAGUUUAUCAUUACAAACACCGCCGCGCCGUAUGUGAUCGCAACCCAAUUACGCAUAGAUAACAGCACCAAAGUAUCGCAAAUUGACACCAUCUGGACAAGCAAAGGAGACUGGCUCUUCAACGUUACGGGCACAUACUACUGGGCCACCCGUGAGAAAUGGGAUCCCAUCCCUUCUGAGAGGCGCGAUACGCGUGCAGUCAUCAAAGCAGCAGGAGAUGCGUAUUGCGACCUCUUCAACAACAAAAGCGUCACAGUACCAUGGGGCUCGCCAUGCGCUCGUCUCGAAGGCGGUGCGUAUACAGGCAAGGGUGAGGCGACGGAUAGAUGCGAUGUCGGUGUUCCGAGCGGGGUACCGCUGGUGAAUAGGCAAUAUGUUAUCGACGAAGAGUAUGGGACUGUGGAUAUUAUCAUGGAUUUUGGAGGUGUUGCAGGACAGGUUGGGGCGGAUGGGUUGCCGGAUAGUCAUGAGUUUAGGGUGGAAGGGGGGAAGUUGCGGUUCGUGCAUACGCUUUCGAGUUGUGGGGGGAAAGCUUGUAUGUAG